Molecule: messenger RNA, 6140 nt
Organism: Ictalurus punctatus (channel catfish)
Lineage: Eukaryota; Metazoa; Chordata; Actinopteri; Siluriformes; Ictaluridae
Gene: whrnb
Product: whirlin b
Exons: 12
Coding region: 1180-4023 (947 amino acids)
Biological process (GO): auditory receptor cell stereocilium organization; sensory perception of sound
Cellular component (GO): stereocilium tip; plasma membrane; cilium
Molecular function (GO): protein binding
Source: RefSeq, a predicted model, not a curated record
UAGCGCGCGUGCGGUGUGUGAGCGAUGGGCAGGCAGGCGCUCUCCGGUACUCUCUCUCUCUCUCCGGUACUGUCUCCGGUGCUGAACACGGGAGGAAAGUUGUCCUCCACCGUUUGAGGCUCUUUUAUAUAUUCAUGUAUCACUGCGUCUCCGUAAUAACGGGAUUGAAAUGAUCUGCAUUCAACUUGGAGCUCGUGCGGAACUUGGUUUGGUCUGGCACAGAUUCUCAGAUUCUUCUCCCAGGACCAUUUCGCUUUCCUUUUAAACGCGUAACAUCAUCCUUCUAGAACGAACAGUUUUUAAAAAAAAAUCAUUUGCAGAGUUUAUUGCGUUGUUAAACUGCUUUAAAUACUCUGGGAAACUUUUGCGUAAAGGCACCUAUUAUCGACAUGCUCUAUGAGUGAGUAACCUUUACAUAUAUAAAAAAGUGAACGCUUCAGUUAAUGUAGAGUUAAUGUAUAUGUGUAAUGCAUAUCUAUUUUGAAAUAUACGCUAUAUCAGCUAAUAUGACUGCUUUCUAUUUUAAUUACGAGUAGGCGUUUGGACUGGUUUUUUCCCACUGCAGUGCUGAAGUGUACAUUUGGGACAAAUGAAGCGGCCAGUUCCAGUUCUGAAGUAUUUUAUGGUGUGUUGAUAGUUUAAUACUGGCUUAUAAAACUGUAAAUAAAACAACUGACACUUAAAAUGCAUCUUGUUUGGUGAUAGGCUGUGAUCAGAAUUCACUCUGUAUUGUGUUAGGAGGGAUAAAUCUCUCGGCUUGGCUUCAGACUAGAUAUUGAGCCUAAUAAUUUUGGGGAAGGUGUUGAUGUAGGUUCCUUUACUGGUCAUAUAAUAGAUUACAACCUGUUUAAAACACACUAAAGAAUAAGAAAUGAAGCGCAGGAUGUCGAGUCACUGCAUGCCAGGGUCUCAAGGUGCUUCUGUUCUGCAUUGUGUCCGAAAUGGCACCCUACUCCUUAUUCCCUACACACGGCGAAGUGCACUCUGGCUGGUUUGCAUGCGUUAAGCUACACCGUUUGGACACUGUGACUUAAGGACUGCGCCUGAUAUUCUGCAACACGCUUGCAGACAUGAAUAUGAAACGGCAAAAGUCUCUAACAAGUGCGCUAUAUCGUGAUUAAGUGGAUGUUUUAGACGUACGCACGAACAGACGCACGCACGCUCGCUCGUACGCGCGCGAUGAGCUCGGAGUUGGAGUGCGUGUCGCUCAAGUCGCGGGCGAACUCCGUGGGCUCGGGCGGUCGCUCUCUCUCCGUUAACGUCCAGCGGCUGCACGACUCUCUGCACGUGUUACUCAGCGACACCGAGCGCGAGCAGUUCGCGCACUGCCUGAGCGUGUACCACGCCAAGCGCAACGUCUUCGACCUGGUGCAGACGCUUAAAGUGAUCCUCGACACGCCCGGCAAACGCCAACUGCUGCCCAUGCUGCGGCUCGUGCUCCCCCGCGCGGACCAGCUGCUGUUCGACCAGUACACGUCUGAGGGCCUGUACUUGAAAACAGAGCCGCCUACGUCUGUCGUGGACGCGCACCACGCACCUGGAGAAGUCAAUCACGCAAACGCCGUUAUGAGCGCCCACGCGCGCGCGCCCUCAGUGCACUUUGCCGGCGCGGCGGAUUUCAGCACCGCGGCUGAAGGGACAGCGCACGACGACACGCGUCACGUGACUCUGAAACGCUCCAAGAGCCACGAGGGCCUCGGUUUCAGCAUCCGGGGCGGCGCAGAGCACGGAGUGGGGAUCUACGUGUCUCUGAUAGAGCCGGGCUCCUCAGCAGAAAGAGAGGGACUCCGCGUGGGAGACCAGAUCAUCAGAGUCAAUGACGUGGUGUUUGACCGGGUCACCCAUGGAGAGGCAGUCAAGGUGCUGAAGGGUUGCAAGAAGCUCUGCUUAUCAGUGUGUUCGAUGGGGCGGAUCCCGGGAGGUUAUGUGACCAAUCAUGUGUACACAUGGGUAGAUCCUCAGGGCCGGAGCAUCUCUCCGCCCCCUGACCUGCUGGAGCAGCAUACAGCAGGCGGACGACACUUUAACAGCCAGCGCCGCGGACACGCCCAACAACAGGGGGCGGAGAGAAGGGUCACCAUCUCCUUGGACGACGGACGUCCUCUGGGUCUGAUGAUACGUGGAGGAGCAGAAUAUUCCCUUGGGAUUUAUAUUGCUGGAGUGGACCAUGGAUCAGCAGCAGAGUGUGGAGGUUUAAAGGUUGGAGAUCAGAUCAUGGAGGUGAAUGGGCACAGUUUCCGCAGCAUUGCCCACGACGAGGCUGUGCAGAUCCUCAAGAGCUCCCGCCACAUGCUGAUGACCAUAAAGGACGUAGGGCGUCUUCCGCAUGCCCGUACCGUAGUGGACGAGACCAAGUGGAUCUCCAGCCCACAAAUCGCUGAGAGCUCGGCCAGCGCCACCUUGAGUGUGUCAGGAGACGCUGGUGCUGGGAGCUCAGGAAAGGGCCUGUCGUCAUCGGCGCUGGCAUCAGGACAUAUAGGGGCUCGGAGUUCUCUGGAGGAGCAGGCGUAUCUGCUGCUGACCGAGACAGAGAACCAGACCAUGACCUACUACAUCCAGGAGUACCAGUGUGGCCACAUUGGCGUGGAGCCUCUCGCAAUGGCCCUGUUCGAGCUCUUCAACACACACGCCAAGCUUACCUUGCUGGCAGAGGUGCGUGCUCUUAUUGCUCCUCAGGAUCUGGAGCGUUUUGAUGGCCAGGUCGUUCUCCAUGAGAUGGAGGCUUGGAGGGUGAGACAUGGAGGCCUGGGCCUGCUGCACCACGCCAAAGCCAUCUGCAGCUCUCAUCCUGAGGGUCAUGUCCCAACUGCCUGCCAGCUGACUGCUUCGGCAAUGGGCUAUGCUAAGAAUGAGUGCAGGAUGGAUGGAAGCGUGGAGGCAGGACCUGCGGGGGCUUUUAACUCCCUACCGGAAAUAGCUUUGGAUGAAGUGCAAGCUCGUAUCGAGUCUCCACCUAAUUUCAGACCCCCACCUCCACCCGGACACGGAAGUCCGAAGGUCCAGCUCAAACGCCCUACAUCUAAACUGUGCCAAUCCAACCUGCUCUUUACAACCCCCUGCAGGAUGCAGCAGGAACGUCAUACUCUUAACCACAUCGACCCACACAUGCACUCGUCCUGCUCAGCUCACACUUCCCCAUGCACUGUCCACCACAGUUCCUCCCCCUGUGUCUCCCAUCGUUCUCCUCCACCCUGCUCCCUCCAUCGCUGCUCUCCAUGUUCUCUCCAUCGCUCCGGACCUUCAGUUGAACCGCCAGCCAAAGACCUCGUCCAGUUUCUGAUGAGCAAGCAGGCGGCCAUGUUGCCACCCCAUCUGGAAUCUGCAAGUCGCUCGAGAGCUGCGACUCCGACUCCCAGCCGAUCAGCUCGCUCUUCUCCGUCCCUCUCGCCCUCCUUGCGUAUACCUGCACCGCCACCUUGCAGCCCGGAAAAACCCGAGGUCACGAUUUCCGCACCCGAUAUGAGCCCCAGAAUGGCUUGCCACCACAGACUCAACCUUGAGCAGGAGACUAUGGAGGAGAAGACACGGAUCCAACCACGAGGGGCUACUCUAUCCCAGCUCUCAGACAGUGGACAGACCCUGAGUGAGGACAGCGGCGUGGACAUUGCGGAGGCAGGGGGAAUGUGUAAGGACAGCAGUCCUCGGCCUGGUAAAGCCGUAUCCCACAAUGCAUCAGGAGAGCCGCACGGGGCAGAGAGAGCAGUAAAGAUUCCUAAUCACCAGUCAGGGCUGUCUGGGCCUACAUUGGUACGGGUGUCCAAGAGCGUUAAUACACUGGGCAUUGCUGUGGAAGGUGGCGCCAACACUAGACAACCUCUUCCACGCAUUGCAACUAUACAGAAAGGGGGCUCGGCUCAUCUAUGUGGGCAGUUGCAGGUAGGUCAGGUGAUCCUGGAGGUCAAUGGCAUGUCUCUCAAAGGCAUGGAGCAUCGAGACGCUGCACGUGUCAUUGCCGAGGCCUUUAAGACAAAAGAGAAGGACUACAUUGACUUCCUGAUUGCCGACUUUAAUGUUGCCCUAUAAGAGGUGUAAGAAACAUUACAUAAAGCUACGCAGACAUUGCACCUUAAUAUAUGUGGACACCGGUGGAUAGUAAGGACAUAUACACGAGUUGGCCAAGCUGGAGUCCCACAAGGAAAAAAUAUCUUUCAUCUUACCCAAUCACAUUGCCUGCUUAUUAAACAGACUUUUUCAGGGUCACAGAAAUGAGGUCCUGCUUUGCUUGCAUUCUGUAUUUGUGUCCCACCAGGCAUCCAGGAUUUGUGCGUGUUUAUGAAGUAGGAUAUGAUAAUGGGACAAGCUCUGAGGUUUUAGGUUGAUUAUUAAAAUCCAUCUCGUGAAGCAGCAGUAAAAUGAAAGCUUGAAAUGACUUGUCUCUGCCCUGUGCUCAAGGACAUCCCAGUGCAGACCAGAGAUAGAUGGAGAGAGCUAAUGGAUAGUGCUUAAAAUCCACUUUGUCUGAGUAUGAGCAAUAUGGGUGGCUGGUGGCUUGCCCUCAUUUCACUCUCUGGCCCAUAUUUUAAAUAAUGAUGGGGAGUUUAUAGCACUUUGGAUGUCUAAAUGGCAAAACACGCUAGGCUGAAGAAAAGCUGAAGAACACUGUUAGCUUGAAAAUCAUUUCUCAUGCAGACCCUACAACUAAUCACAUAUCAUGACCUAAUACUUAAAAGUGAUUAAUUUAUACUGCUCUAGAAUAAUGGUACAACGUCCUGUACGUACUUAAAGGAGCAUUUCGUAAUGUUUGGAGCCCUCUGCUGUCUUCAACUUGAACUGCAAUUGCAAUGUAAACAUUGACAGAUUUUACAAUUCCUCCAAACCGGCCCCACCCCGUGGGGUAACAUUUACAUAUGUUGAACUGCUGAUUAUAAGGAAUUCUGACUGAGGAGCUCUGUUGUACCUGGGGGCGGAGCUUAUUUCUGGGCCAGAUAAAGGUUAAAGUCUGAAAUUAAGAAAAACUCCAGUUCUAUUGCAUAGAAACUUUGGAAAUGACAGCUUUUCUGAUGUAUCUUAUGAAAUUAUUUGAAUAUUACAGGUCUGUAAGCACUUUCAAACACUAUAAACUGCACGUUUAGGGGAAACAAUGUUAGAAAUGUGUGUGAUAUGAAAAAUAUUGACACAGCGGUAUAUUAAUAAGCAACAUAUCUGGUCUUGAUGAUGAAUGUUCCCAAGCUAGCCCUGUAUUCAGUGCGGACUCUCAAGCACUGUAUGGAAAUGAAGUUCCCUGGUGUUAUUGCACUUUAGGGAGUACCAUUAAGGGGCUCCUCUAUCUGAAGACAGGUUAGCCCAUUGGGUGAAGGAAGUGAUUGUGCAAGCAUAGUUGAACGCAAGUCAAGAGACUACUUCUUUCAUUAAAUUUCUCUGUGUACCUUCACCAGAGUUUAAAAUGACUUCAUCACAGCCCAUAUUGGUGAGUUUGAGUAAUUCUCACCCUCAAUAGAGUACAAUAUCACAAUAUUGAGGGAUUUUUUUAUCCUCAACUACGGGCAAUAUUUAUUUAGUUAUUGUCUGGGAGGUACACUAUCAGGAUAUGUUCUGAAUCUUCAUGAGGACUUGCCCAAACCAUGUAUCCAUGGUUCUAUGACUUACUGGAGAAUGACAAGGCCAUACUGUUUGGUGAGAAUGGGAAAGUUGGUGAACGUGACAAAAUGGGUGACAGUUUAGCCCUUGUUCAUGUAGUAAAGAGCCCUUACGGUCCUCCAUUAGUCAUAGAAUGAUGCUUGUAUACAUCUUUAAUUUACAAGCAAUAUUUUGAAUAUUUUGGCAAUGCACAGGUAUCAGACAAACCUAUAGGCUGUUUAUCCACCAGUUUGACUAGUCAAUGAAAGAAAAGAAUUAUAAUAAGAGAAAAUAUUUGUAGUGCGAUUCAAUACUCAAUUUCUUCCUCUCUUCUUCUCUUACCCUUUCUAGCCCUAGCUCUUGUUUAUCUCUAACAAUCAUUAAUUAGCCUCAAAGGCUUUGCCAUGCUGCUCACCGUAUUGACAGAUCUAUUUUUAGAAUGAUUUGAUAGGAUGAUGAUGAUAAGAUUAUUGAGAUGUUUAUAUCAGUAUUUUUGACAUCAGAGAUAUAAUUCACUAAGAAUAAUGAUUUAGUUUUGUUGAUAUACAUGCAUGUCAUAUCCCCCAAAUAGCCCUAUAUAAACA